UUCAUUAGACAAUCACAAUGACAACCUCAGAUGGAUUUCCUGCCAGUUUCUAUGGGGAGCCAGGGACGCUUGGCUUGCUGGCCAAUGGGAUCAGUGCGUUCCUGGUGCUGCUGCAGAACUUUAACGGAGCACAUACUGGCAUUCCAGCACAGGGGGUGGAGGACAUUCUGGCAGGCGUUCAUCUCAUUCUCAUAGGAGGAGUGUGCCAACUCCUGGCUGGCUUGCUGUCCUUCCGCAAGUAUGACCACCUAAGCGGGACAUCCUUCGUUGGCUACGCGGCACUGUGGAGCAGCUAUGGUGCCACCAGGAUCUUCCUUGGGGGGUCCACCUCAGGCAACGUUUCAUUAGCCGAAGACCUUAAUGCCACCCUGGGGAGUCCUGAGUGGCUCUCCCCUCCCAUCAGCCAGUCCGCCAUCGCGGGGCUCGUUCCCUAUACACUCCUGUCAUUUAUUCUGGCCUUCUGCUCCGCCACAGUCAACUACAUUAUGCCUUUUGUGUUUGGGGCUAUCACCGGCGCCCUGGUGUUUGAGGCGGUUGGGCUGGUGGGCCGGUGGGGCUUGGUGGUGUCCGGGGUGCUAGAGCUGCUCAUCCUCUUGUUUGCCAUCUAUGGGUCGGUUACACUGUUGAUCAAGGGUGUGUCCCAGCGUUACGCGCUGAAGGGCUUUGGGAGCCCGCUCUUCAAUGUACUCCUAUUGGGCACGGCCAACUCCAGCAGCUCCCAGAGCCUGGGGCAGGAGAAGAAGAAGAACACCAAAUAUGCUGAGCCCAUGGCACUGGGCUUCUUCUGUGACACUGUAUCGCCCUUCAUCUUUGCUUUCUACUGCUUCGGCUAUGUCCCGUCCUUCGCCGUGGGGGCCGUAUGGGUCUCCAUCAUCUCCGGGGCUCAGCUGCUCUCCAGCUACUACAGCUACCUCCGCCAAGACUGCUACCAUGCCACCAAGUUCGGCUUGCACUGCACUUACUGGCUGGUCAAAUCUUGGGAGGAGUUUGUGCUGUCGGUCCUGAUGGACGGAAAGGUACCAGCUGGUGCCAGGGAGGCCAUGGUGGGUGAUUGGUUCUUCCUGGCUGCAGCGAUGAUCCUUUGCUUGUUGAGCCUGAACAUGGACACCCUAGAGCUGCUCCAUAACGGCCUCUUCCUCCUGCUCACAGUCUCCACCAUCUCCCAGAUCCCCCUUCAGGGCUACUACGUCUUCUUCGGGGUCACAUGCUCCCUUUUCACCGCCCUCUCCUUCUAUGGCACCUUUGCCCGCUUGAUCAACACCAUAGCAGAGAAGGCACUGAUUUUUGUGGGGCCGCAGCCCGUGUCUAUGGACAGCCUCUUGAGGGCGCUGUCUGUUCUCAGGGGUAGAGCAUGGCAGCAGGCUCCCACUGGACACACAGCCGCAGAACUGCCUGAUACCCUGUUCUAUCUCACCAAUGGGGUGGCGGCUCUCUCUGCCAUCCACGCCAGCCAGCCCAAUCCCGCCUUCCUGCACCUCACCGUGCCCUGGGUGCUGAUCUCGGGCGCGGUUGUUCAGGUGUAUGUCAGCCGAUUGCAGGUCCAAGGUGGCCGGCGGUUUGGCUCGGUGAUACCUCUGCUCUAUGCAGCCAUUUGGGCCACCUGGACCUGGUAUCGGUUUGCAGGCCCGGAGCUUGGUAUUUCUGCUGGUUCAGCAUAUGGCUUUACAGCUGGAGCAAUCGCAUUCCUUGUAGUGAAUGGAUUCCUCAUGCUUGCUGCUGCCUAUGCGAACCUGGUCCUACUAACACUGACCACUGUGAUGGAGAUCAUACUGGUCUGCUUUCUCCUCUCCACCGUUGGCAGACUGCCCUACCAGCUGGAAAUUGCUAUGCUGGCAAUAUUCUCCAUAAUCUGUCUGUAUGGAGCCCUCGCCUCGAUGGCCAACUGCAUCUUCUCCAAGGACCUGAUGCCAACAGGCCCUCCAGUGUUUAAGGAUGAAAAGAAGAAGAAAGAAGCGGCACCACCUCUCCCCUGCCCCAUCGCUGACUCCCGCCUGACCAGUGGGCUGCUGAGCAUUUCGCGGCUGCUGGAUAAGAACGGGGUGUGUGGCAUCCCCACAGACACCGUGUAUGCCCUGGCAGCCUCCUGCAAGAACCCUAAAGCCAUUGAGAAGAUUUACAACAUAAAGGACCGCCCAGCAGAGAAGCCUAUCUGUAUCUGCAUCAGCAGUGUGGAGCAGCUGAUGGCAGCCAAACCGCCCUUCAGCCCCCUGUUGUGGGAGUUCAUGAAGAACGUAUACCCUGGUGGCAUCAGCUGCAUCGUUCCCAAGGGGGAGUGGCUAUUCAAACUAGGAGUUGGACCAGCCUAUGACCGCGUUGGAACGAAAGACAGCAUCAUGAUCCGCGUACCUGACCACACGGUCACGGUGCACCUCUGUGAUAUCACUGGGCCCCUUGCCAUCACAUCUGCCAACCCCAGUGGGGAGCCAGACAGCACCCACCAUGACAUGGUUGUCACACGCCUUGGACACAAGAUACAAGGAGUACUGUGCGAUGGAGAGUCAAAUGAAGUGGUGGCAUCAACUGUGGUCAACUGUUUGAAGAUUGAUGAAGGUACCAUCGGCAUCCUGAGAGAAGGAUGUGUGCCGGCAGUCAAGGUCAGGAACAUAUUUGAGAGAGUAAAGAACAGCAUGCUGUGAGCACACCUCCCCACCAUCGACAUACCCAAAUCAGCAGUGUUCCUGCUUCACCCCCCGCCCCACCCUGGCCUUCACACAUUAAUGUUAACUUAAUAUUGUGAAACAUGUGCAAUAAGCAAAUAUGUAGAGGGUAGGAAAUUGUCACAAAUAAUAUUUAGGCAUCUGUGUUAUUUAUUUUUAUGGGCUGAAGUUAACAAAAUAUGAAAAUUGAAUGAUGAGAUGAAUAUGUCACACUACUGUAUUUAGUAUAGAUCCAU
This is a messenger RNA of Anguilla rostrata (American eel), 2893 nucleotides long. RefSeq lists its product as uncharacterized. Bases 18 to 2636 code for a protein of 872 amino acids. The transcript has 10 exons. The record is from RefSeq and is a predicted model, not a curated record. Gene Ontology annotation, molecular function: double-stranded RNA binding; nucleotidyltransferase activity; tRNA binding. Gene Ontology annotation, biological process: regulation of translational fidelity. NCBI's taxonomy places the organism in Eukaryota, Metazoa, Chordata, Actinopteri, Anguilliformes, Anguillidae. Gene Ontology annotation, cellular component: cytoplasm.